AUGGUCAAACAAAUAGAGAACGACGAUGAAUUCGAAAAGUAUAUUAGUGAAGAUAAAAUCACUGUUGUAGAUUUUUUUGCUGUAUGGUGUGGACCUUGUAAAGUUAUAGCACCGGCAGUUGAAGAGUUUUCAGGAAUUUAUAAAGAUGUCAAUUUCAUUAAAGUUGAUGUUGACAAUCAUAAUGAAUUGGCCGCCAAACACCAAAUUAACAGCAUGCCAACUUUUGCUUUCUUCAAAUCCGGUGUACGACUUACAAAUUUUGAUGUUAUUGGGGCCAAUAAAUCAAAGUUGGAGGACCAUAUUAAAAAAGCGUUAUCAUCGUGA
Diversispora eburnea is the source of this 324-nucleotide messenger RNA. The record is from the annotation of a GenBank genome assembly. Lineage: Eukaryota; Fungi; Glomeromycota; Glomeromycetes; Diversisporales; Diversisporaceae.